AUGCAACCACCGCAAGUUCCUGAACGGCUGGGGAGGAGAAAGUCCUCUAGAAUUGUCCCUGCUGACGCCAACUCCUUCAUUAAUCUCAGAUCUCCUUCGGUUGACUCCGUUAAUCUCGCCGAGAAGGCAGGGUUUUCCUCUGCGGUCACCGAAGUUUCUACACCCCAGUCCGAUAACUACAUCCCCCCUUGGACUGAACCAUACAUUAUCGGCAUUGCGGGAAUUUCUGGGUCGGGUAAGACCACUGUUGCUCAGAAGAUCAUCCAGGAAAUUAAUCAGCCUUGGACAGUGUUGCUUUCCUUGGAUAACUUUUACAAUCCGUUAUCGCCAGCCGAACGUCAACAAGCGUUUGCCUGUGAGUUUGACUUUGAUGUUCCCGAAUCCCUUGACUUGGAAAUGUUGUUUGAAACUGUAAAAUCUAUCAAGGAAGGCAGAAAAACUACCAUUCCUGUCUACUCUUUCGAAAAGCACAACAGAACCGACAAAAGCAUCACCAUCUACGGCGCCAACGUCAUUAUUAUUGAGGGUAUCUACGCGCUUUUUGACCCAAAGUUAUUGGCAUUGAUGGAUACCAAGAUUUACGUCGAUACCGAUCUAGACGUGUGUUUGGCCAGAAGACUCACCAGAGAUAUUUUGCACCGGAAGAGAGAUUUGGCCGGCGCGUUGAAGCAAUGGAACGCUUUUGUGAAACCGGCUGCCGUCAAGUCGGUGAGACCUUGCAUGAACAAUGCCGACGUUAUUUUGCCUAGAGGUUCAGAUAGCAGCAUUGCGAUCAACAUGAUUAUCCAACAUAUCCAGAAGAGGUUGGAUUUGAAGUCCAAGGCUCAUUUGCAGUACUUGAAGAGGUUGGGCUGCAACACCAAACCGUUGUCUCUUUACAAAAAUUUGAGCGUUUUGAAGAAGACCAACCAAAACGGUGGUAUCCACUCCAUUUUGUGUGACUCAGACACUAGUCGAAGUGACUUUAUUUUUUACUUCAACCGCAUAUCCCUUGUCUUGAUAAAUAAGGCGUUGGAUUUCUUAGAUUACACUCUGUUUACCUUCCAGACCCCUGGCGGACACACGGUUAGCACUGUCAAGCCUGCCGAUGAAGUGAUUGCUGUGAGCAUUAUUCGAUCCGGAGAUUGUUUUAUGGCCUCUAUCAAGAAGACCUUCCCCGAAAUUUCGAUUGGUAAAUUGUUGAUCCAGAGUGAUACCUUGACGGGUGAGCCACAAUUACACAUGGAGUCCUUACCAAAGACUAUGGGUUGUGGCAGCCAAAAGAUCUUUUUGUUUGACGCGCAGUUGAUCAGUGGUGCUGCUUCCAUCAUGGCUACCCAAGUCUUGCUUGACCACGAUGUUAAGAUAGAAAAUAUUGUCUUGGUCUGUUACUUGAGUACGGAAAUUGGUGUCAGGAGAGUGUUGAGUGCUUUUCCAGGUAUCAAUAUUGUUGCAGGCCGUAUGAGCUCUAUGGGUGCAGAAACCUCUAGUGAUGACGAAGCGGUGGAGGAGGAUAAGACGGGCGAAUUGGACACUGAUUGGUGGUUCCGUAACCGUUUCAUCGACUCAAGAUAUUUUGGUACUGACUAG
Molecule: messenger RNA, 1569 nt
Organism: Babjeviella inositovora NRRL Y-12698
Lineage: Eukaryota; Fungi; Ascomycota; Pichiomycetes; Serinales
Gene: URK1
Product: uridine kinase
Exons: 1
Coding region: 1-1569 (522 amino acids)
Cellular component (GO): cytoplasm
Molecular function (GO): ATP hydrolysis activity; ATP binding; kinase activity
Source: RefSeq, a predicted model, not a curated record